Fragaria vesca subsp. vesca is the source of this 2188-nucleotide messenger RNA. RefSeq lists its product as uncharacterized. Lineage: Eukaryota; Viridiplantae; Streptophyta; Magnoliopsida; Rosales; Rosaceae. The record is from RefSeq and is a predicted model, not a curated record. Bases 1 to 2091 code for a protein of 696 amino acids. The transcript is spliced from 21 exons.
AUGCUUCUUCGCCUUCCUUCACCUUGUCUCUCAUCUCUUCCUUCCACCCCCAAACCCUCUCGCUUCUCUCCGCCUCGGCCCCGCCGCUCGCUUUUCCGAUGCGCCGCCUUCAUAAACGACGACGCCUUCACCGCCAAGUCCGGCUACCUCUUCGACCUGACCGCGUCGGAGGCCAACUCCUUGGCCGACUAUGAAAUCUCCAAAAUUGGCGCCAUUUACCGCCGGAAGCCUCUCAUCGUUUUCCGGCGACUCCUACAGAUCGCCGUCACCUUCGGCUACUGGUUCGCUCUUCGCUUCAUCGAUCGCCAAAUGGAACGCUCCGAUCAAAUGUUUGAGGUUAGGGCUGCUGAGCUUCGUCAAAUACUGGUAGAACUUGGACCGGCUUAUAUCAAAAUCGCUCAGGCUAUUUCGUCUCGACCUGACUUAAUACCACCAUCGUAUUUGGAUGAGCUCUCACUGUUGCAAGAUCGAAUAUCUCCAUUUUCUAAUGAAGUUGCUAUAAAGAUGAUAGAAAAGGAACUCGCUUUACCGAUAGACGAGGUUUUCACCGAGAUCUCACCAGAACCUGUAGCUGCAGCUUCUCUUGGACAGGUGUAUCAAGCUAGGCUUCGCCGGAGGGGACAGCUUGUUGCAGUUAAAGUACAAAGGCCUGGAGUACAAGCUGCUAUUUCCUUAGACAUAUUGAUCUUGCGUUCUCUAGCUGGUGUUCUCAGGAGAAUAAGAAAAUUAAACACUGAUCUUCAGGCAGUUGUCGAUGAAUGGGCAUCAAGUCUCUUUCGGGAGAUGGACUACAGGAAGGAAGCAAAUAAUGGUAUCAAGUUCAGACAGCUAUACGGGGGAAUACCAGAUGUUUUGGUUCCAGAAAUGUAUCUGGAACACACAACUCGUAGGGUGCUUGUGAUGGAGUGGGUGGAGGGACAGAAGCUGUCAGAAGUGAAUGAUCUUUACUUGGUGGAGGUUGGGACAUACUGCUCUUUCAAUCAGCUUCUGGAAUGUGGUUUCUAUCACGCAGAUCCACACCCGGGAAACCUUCUUCGCACAUACGAUGGAAAACUUGCUUACUUAGAUUUUGGUAUGAUGGGUGAAUUUAAAGAAGAACUCCGCAAUGGAUUUAUUGAAGCUUCACUCCAUCUUGUAAACCGUGAUUUUGGUGCAUUGGCCAAGGACUUUGUUACUCUUGGGCUUAUUCCACCAACUGCAGACAAGGAAGCUGUUACAAAGGCUUUAACAGGUGUCUUUCAGAAUGCGGUUGCAAAAGGAGUGAGCAAUAUUAGCUUUGGAGAUCUCUUAGGAGAUCUAGGAACUACCAUGUACAAAUUCAAAUUUCGCAUACCUUCUUAUUUCUCUCUCGUCAUUCGAAGUCUUGCUGUUUUGGAAGGUGUUGCUAUUGGCUUCAACCCAGAUUACAAGGUUUUAGGUAGCACAUACCCAUGGAUUGCUAGGAAAAUACUGACCGACAACUCACCACAGCUCAAGGCUUCCCUGCAAGCCCUUCUUUAUGAGGAAGGUGUAUUCAGAAUUGAUCGUCUAGAGUCUCUUCUUGCAGAGUCCCUUCGAGCCAAGACAGAGAAAACUGUGGUUGGAAACCAAGAUAAUGAUGCUAAUUCUAGGAUACUUAUCAAGCAAAUCCUUUCUUUUAUGUUAGCAGAGAAGGGUGCAUUUGUGAAGGAUAUACUUCUUCAGGAAUUUGUUAAGGGAUUGGAUGCACUUGGGCUGGCAACCUUGGAUUCUCUCACUGUUGUGGUUACUACAAACGUUCCACUUGUUUCUACUAUUUCAUUCUCUACAAUGACGAAUGAAGACAAGAUCAACUUAAGAACCCUACGUCGCCUUCUGCUAUUGCUGUCAGGUUCUCAGAGAAGUGAAGACUCAAAAGCGGACAGUCCAUAUGAGAAUCUGCAAAUGAACUUGGCGGAACCAUCAUUAUUUUUCAAUCAACUUGGAUCUAUUCAAGAAGUUCUACCUAUUCUCUCUGUCAUUCCAGAGCUCUCACCAGAAUCACAACAGCAGUUACUUAAUUUGCCAGCUGAUCUCACCAGGCGUCUAAUUUCCCGUGCUGUUGCAAGGACAAUCAGAAGGGUAAUUUUAUGAAGCAUAGGAGACUUAUUCUUGUAACACUUCUAGGUUGAAUCACAUAAUAGAACUUUUUGCCUAUCCCUUGAUAAUGAUGUGUUCACGUUUUCAAAAA